AUGGCAUCCGCUGAAGUCACUUUGCCAGCCCUUGCUCCAUUCCGCCCAGGGAAGGACAAGUGGAAAUCCUACGUGGCCAAAUUCCGGCAAUACCUGAGAGGCAACAACAUCAGGGAUGCCGAUGAUGACCGGAAAAAGGGCAUCUUCCUGGCCAACUGCGGCUCCGAAGUCCUGGAUAUGGCAAUCGAUCUCGUAGCACCACGAGACAUCGAAGAAGUGCCAUGGACGGACCUGCUGCAGAUCCUGGAAGAAUACUAUGCCCCAACUGGAACACCACAAUCAUCAACCGAGGAUUCCACAGCUGGAUCCGAGUCGGAGGUGGAGUCCACCGUACACAAGGUAUCCAGACCCCCAAGGCGGGAAGCCGCCCAACGAAGCUACAAGGGGGAGCGCUGUGCCAGCUGCAGAGGGGACCAUGCCAGGGCGACCUGCAAGUGGAGAGAUGCGACCUGCCGACGCUGCAACAGAAGGGGUCACAUCGCCGAAGCUUGCAGAGCCGAGGAACCAGCCACAGAGCCACCCAGCCACCGUCCCCGCGAGAAUCGGAAGGAUUACCAGAGAUCAUCCAAACGGUCCUCUGGCCCAUCCAGAUGCAGAGACGAUGAUUUUCCCCGGAGCGGAGCGGUCCACCAGACGACCAUCGCACACACGGACUCACACAAUGCCACUAAGUUCCACGUGACCAUCCACGUGGAGGGAGCACCCUGCGAAAUGGAGGUAGACUCGGGCUCGGUCUACUCCAUCAUGGACUGGCAACAACUGAAGCGCCUGCAACCCAGCAUCACCAAGCGUGACCUGAAGCCAUUACACUCCAAGCUCGUCGACUUUGGGGGCAACCCCAUUGGAGUGUUAGGAAGAGCCAACAUCCGAGUCGCCUACAACGAGUUCAAAGGCAAGCUCCCCAUCACCGUUGUGAAGGACAGCCGACCGAACCUGCUAGGAGUGGAGUGGUUUAAGCCGCUGGGGCUUUCAAUCGAAGGCAUCAACCAAAUUCGCAGGGACGAACUCGACAACCUCAUCGAAGAGUUCAAGGAAGUCUUCGAUGGUAAGCUGGGGAAAUUUGUGGGGAGGCCAAUCUCUUUUAAUCUGGACAAGGGAAUCACCCCAAUUAGGCUGAAGCCCCGCUGGGUUCCAUUUGCCCUGCGGCCUAAAGUAGACGAGCAGCUGGAUAAGCUGAUCGCCCAGGGCAUCCUGGAACCGAUCGAUCAUGCUUCAUGGGAGACCCCCAUUGUGACCCCACUGAAGCAUGAUGGGUCUGUGCGCAUCUGCGCCGACUAUCGUUGUACCAUCAACAAGGCGUUGGCACAGAGCGCAUACCCAGUCCCAGUAGUGCAGCACCUGUUGCAUUCCCUGGGAACUGGCACAAUUUUUGCAAAACUGGACCUGGCCCAGGCUUACCAGCAACUGCCAGUGGACGAAAAAACGGCGGAGGCCCAAACCAUAGUCACACACAGGGGGGCAUUCAAAUGCAACCGUCUCCAGUUUGGAGUCAGCGCUGCCCCCGGCAUCUUCCAAUCAAUGAUGGAACGCCUCCUCCAAGGCGUUCCAGGGGUGGUGCCAUACUUUGAUGAUGUGCUGAUCUCCGGAGACUCACAGGGAGUACAGGAAGUCGAGUUCCUGGGCUAUCUCAUUGAUAGCACUGGCAUCCACCCCACCAAAUCUAAAGUGAAGGCAAUCCAUGAAGCUCCGAGCCCCAAAAACAAAACGGAACUUCAGGCAUUCCUUGGGUUGCUCAACUUUUAUGCAAUCUUUCUUAAACAGAAAGCCACAGUUGCUGAGCCACUCCACCGCCUGCUGGGGAAAGCGGCUUCCUGGAAGUGGGGCCAGGAAGAGGAAGCAGCAUUCCGAGCCGUGAAAGGACUUUUAACCUCAAAAAGCGUCCUCAUCCAGUACAAUGAGACGCUCCCCAUUAAGCUAACCUGCGAUGCGUCGCCCUACGGGGUGGGGGCAGUCCUCAGCCACGAACUGCCCAACGGCUCUGAAGCCCCAAUAGCAUUUUUCUCAAAAACCAUGUCUGGCGCGGAACGCAACUACAGCCAGCUGGACAAAGAAGCCCUGGCCAUCGUUGCAGGAGUGAAACGAUUCCACGAGUAUCUCUACGGGAGGAGUUUCACCAUAGUCACCGAUCACAAGCCACUCCUGGGGCUCCUCGCAGGCGACCAACCCACACCGACCUUCAUGUCCCCGCGGAUGACGAGGUGGGCCAUCUUCUUAGCCGGCUACUCCUACAGGCUCGUGCACCAGCCAGGCACAGCCAUAGGAAACGCCGAUGCGCUGAGCAGAUGCCCAUUGAAGGAUCCUGUAGAAGACCCAGCCCCCACGCUCCACCUAUUCCACAUAGACGACGACGCCAGCUGUCCAGUCUCGUCUGCAGAUGUGGCCGUCCACACCCAGAAGGACCCCACACUCCGCCAAGUGAAGUCCUGGAUCCUCAGGGGGUGGCCAUCGCAACAGACGGAGGAGAAGUUCAGCCCGUUCGCCAGGAAGCAGAAGGAGCUGUCCACCAUGAAGGGCUGCUUACUAUGGGGAGACAGGGUGCUGAUCCCAAGCACUCUGCAACGGCGGACACUCGAAACAUUGCAUAAAGGGCACCCAGGCAUCGUCCGCAUGAAGGCCCUGGCACGGAGUUACGUCUGGUGGCCCGCACUGGACAAAGACAUUGAAGAAUGGGUCUCCAGAUGUGACCCGUGCCAGGAAGUUCGCCCAGCGCCGCCACAAGCCGAAACAGCGAAGUGGGAGACCCCCAGCAACCCCUGGUCGAGGAUACAUAUCGACUUCGCGGGCCCGAUGCAAGGGCGCCACCUCCUCAUCGUGGUAGAUGCCUUCUCCAAGUGGCUCGAGGUGGUACCCAUGGCAUCUACCACAACGGAAGCGACGAUCCGGGCCCUGCGCCGCCUUUUCGCCACCCAUGGCCUACCGGAUGUGCUGGCCUCCGACAACGGCCCCCAACUCACAUCCCUGGCCAUGGAGGCGUUCCUGGCAGGACUGGGCAUCCGCCAUGCCCUGUCCGCCCCGUACAGGCCAGCUGGAAACGGACAAGCGGAACGGAUGGUGAGGCUCACCAAGGAGGCACUCACCAAGAUGGGCACGGGCGACUGGCAGGAAAGAAUAGACAACUUCCUCCUCACCCAGCACAUCACGCCGCAUGCCACCACCCACAAGAGCCCGGCCGAACUGUUGAUGGGCAGAAGGUUGAGGUCACCAUUGGACCGGCUGCACCCACAAUACAGCCCAGAAGUGACCGCAACGGCCAGCCGCCCGCUUCGCGCCUUCAGCAAAGGAGAUUCGAUUUUCGCGCUGAAUUUCCACGGCUCUCCUAAGUGGCUGAAGGGGAAGAUAGACAGCACAACCGGCCCAAGAUCCUACACCGUGGAGCUGGAAGAUGGACAGGCACACUACCAGGCGCUGACACAGCGGCAGUCCAGAGUGGUAGACCGGGGUCAGCCGAAUGGAGGGUGGCAACACCAACCCAGCGAGGUGGGCACCCGGCACGACAGGGCGAGAGACCGCCAUCACAGCACACGAGUAGACCGGGACCUGCCCAGAGGGGAAGCACCACACCCCGCCAGCGAAGGCAACCCACGUCAGCCCUGCCAGGGAGACCUCCACUCCAGGCGAGUAGACCGGGGACCAUCGGAGAUGGGCACACCGCAGCCCAUGGGCAAGGGUGGCACACGACUCCCCGGCGAGAGGGAUCCCCGUCCAGCACAGAAGACAACCCGGCAACAACAACAACCCAGCCCAGAUGACCCCAGCCACCAACCUGCGGUAGCCCGCAACGACAGCCCGACCAGGGCGACCACUACCGACCUGACGGGGGAGGCCAACACCAGCCCGGCCAAGGAGACCUGUGCCACCCCUGCGAGGUCGGACACCACAACCCGAACCAACACCAUCCACAGCUGGCAGACCGGACCCGAGGGCACCGAUCCGAACCACCCACCAGGCAACAACGAGCCGAACCGCGACCGAACCGCAGCGCCCGGGAGACCGGGGAAGAGCAAGUGA
Messenger RNA from Pantherophis guttatus, 4008 nucleotides. The record is from RefSeq and is a predicted model, not a curated record. Lineage: Eukaryota; Metazoa; Chordata; Lepidosauria; Squamata; Colubridae.